This is a messenger RNA of Salvia hispanica, 2903 nucleotides long. RefSeq names its product ion channel POLLUX-like protein, putative (DUF1012). Gene Ontology annotation, biological process: potassium ion transport. NCBI's taxonomy places the organism in Eukaryota, Viridiplantae, Streptophyta, Magnoliopsida, Lamiales, Lamiaceae. The record is from RefSeq and is a predicted model, not a curated record.
UGGCAGUCGCUGCUUUCUUGGUUUCUUCCACUUCAUUUUGUGCAAAAACUCAGACAUGCAUUGAUGAAUCUCAAGAUCUUCAAGAACCCACCUCUGUUUCCCACCCAUAUCUGUAUAAGUUUAUAGAGAGAGAGUGUGAGAAGAGAGAGAAAACGAUGCUGCAGUUACACAGUUUGCGCCCAUGGAUUUCAACGACAAGUUCAGAAUCGAAUUUCAGCUCAUAUAAAAGAAACUCAAGGAUUUAUUCACGUGUGUGGAUCCCCAGUUCGACUGGUCAUGUAGAUAUUAUGUUAAUAAACAAUAGAGAGAAAUGGAAAACAAGCUCCGGAAUGAAGGGGUUGAAUCUCAGGCCUUCGGUGAGAUGCUUUUGCAACAAAGUACAUUCUAGUCCCCCGGGGACGGAUUCAAGAAGUAGUUCUGAGGUUUUUGGAGCUAAACUUCUGAUGGCAUCCCUCUCAUCUUAUUUCUUGAUUAGAUUAAUACAUCUAAACUACAAGAAAAAAGUUAUCGAAGUUGUUCAAGAAUCACUCUGUUAUGCUGUUCAAACAUUUGGAGUUUCAAACUCACUUUUUGCGUGCAUGUCCAAUUCCUUGAGUAAACCAACACCGCUUCAAUUGGAUGUGUCUAUGCCUUCAUUUCAAGAUAUCAGAUGGAAUAUCGCUCGUUUAAUUUAUUUAUUCAACAUACAGCUUGAGAGAAACGUUGCCACGUUUUUUGUUGUGCUCCUCGCGGCGUGCUUCUCAUUUGUCGUUAUCGGUGGUUUUCUCUUCUUUAAGUUCAGGGCUAGCAAGGGUGGCACUCAGACUCUCGAGGAUUGCUAUUGGGAGGCUUGGGCUUGCUUAUGUUCAUCAUCCACACACCUGAAACAAAGAACUCGGAUCGAACGCGUUAUAGGCUUUGUGCUUGCUAUAUGGGGCAUACUAUUCUAUUCCCGUCUGUUGAGCACGAUGACUGAGCAAUUUAGGCAUAAUAUGCACAGACUCAGAGAAGGGGCACAGAUGCAAGUUCUAGAGACGGAUCAUAUAAUCAUUUGUGGAUCGAAUAGUCGUUUGAGCUUUGUUUUAAAGCAGCUGAAUAAGUACCACGAGUUUGCUGUUCGUUUGGGAACUGCCACUACUAGGAGACAGAGAAUUCUUUUAAUGGCCGAUCUUCCUAGGAAGCAGAUGGACAAACUGGCUGAAAACAUGGCCAAAGAUCUCAGACAUAUUGAUGUUAUAACAAAAAGUUGUAGUCUUAGUUUAACCAAAUCAUUUGAAAGAGCUGCAGCCAAUAAAGCACGUGCCAUUAUUAUACUGCCAACAAAGGAAGAUCGAUAUGAAGUUGACUCGGAUGCAUUUCUGUCGGUUCUUGCACUUCAACCCCUUCCCUCAAUGAACUCUGUGCCUACAAUUGUGGAGGUUUCAAGUUCAAAUACCCGUGAGCUUUUGAAAUCAAUCUCAGGACUGAAGGUGGAACCCGUGGAAAAUGUCACAUCCAAAUUAUUUGUUCAGUGCUCUCGCCAGAAAGGAUUAAUAAAGAUAUACAAACACUUGCUGGAUUAUCGAAAAAAUGUAUUCAACCUCUGUAAUUUUCCUCAUUUAGUAGGACUAACAUACAGACAGUUGAGACUUGGAUUUCAAGAGGCUGUUGUUUGUGGUCUUUAUAGGGACGAGAAGAUAUAUUUUCAUCCAAGGGAUGAAGAAAUCUUGCAAGAAACUGACAAGGUCUUAUUUAUCGCGCCCGUGCAUGGGAAGAAAAAACCACAGCUCUCAUACCCAUAUGAAGUUAUCGAUAAUGAUAACUCAAUCAAUAAUCUGGAAACCAUCAAGCAAAAUAGUGAAUUCCUCAAUCGGACCCUUGAUUUUGCAAGAGGGAGGCUGGAAAAUGUAGUAAGAAGGCCAAAAAGAUCAGGUUCAAAGGCAUCAGAUUCAUCCAUUGGUCCAAAGGAGUGUCUAUUGGUGCUCGGAUGGCGCCCAUCUGUUGUUGAGAUGAUUGAAGAAUACGACAACUACCUUGGACCCGGCAGUGUGGUGGAGAUUUUGUCAGACGUUCCUUUGGAGGAACGAUAUAGAUCAUUCAAGCUUUUCAGUCAAGGAAAGCUAAAAAAUAUUCAAGUUUCCCACAGAGUCGGAAAUCCAAUGGAAUACAGCACUCUAGAGGACUCCAUUAACAACAUGCGAAACAGCAUCAGAAAAGAUGAAGAUAUUCCUUUUUCAGUCGUCGUGGUAUCUGAUAAAGAGUGGCAAGGUGGAGAUCUAUCAAGGUGUGACAAAAAUUCUGCAUAUGCGCUUCUUCUUGCUGAAAGUAUAUGUGCCAAGCUUGGAGUAAAGGCGCAAAAUCUCGUAGCUGAGAUUAUCGAUUCAAAAUUGGGAAAACAACUAACAAGGAUCAGACCGGCUCUCACGUAUAUUGCAGCAGAGGAAGUAAUGAGCCUUGUUACAGCUCAAGUGUCUGAAAACACAGAGCUCAACGAGGUUUGGAAAGACAUUCUUAACGCUGAGGGAGACGAAAUAUAUGUGAAGGAUAUUGGCCUUUAUAUGAAACAAGGCGAGAAUCCAUGCUUCCACGAGCUAUCAGAAAGGGCGCGUCUACGCAGAGAAGUAGCCAUCGGUUAUGUUAAAAGCAAUAAGAAGGUUAUAAACCCGAUUCCCAAAUCCGAGCCUCUAAAUCUGGAGGCCGACGACUCAUUGAUUGUGAUAUCUGAGCUUGAGGGAGAACAACCAGUUUGGGAACUGUAAUUAGUAACCUUUUGCUUAUUUCUUGAUCACACAUUCAUAUUCUUUUUCUUGUUAUUUUUCUUUUAUCUGUCCACUGGUGAUCAGAACUUGAGUGUAGAUCAAGAAGUACAAGUCAAAGAAUAUAUACAACUAUACAUGUAUCAGUUUUGUUUGAAAUGUUUUACAUCUUUUGAAAUGUUUUUUGAA